UCAUUGUUUUGAUAGUAGCAUUCGUAAAUUUUUGCGAUUUAAAAUAUAAUUAAGCCAAUGAUGUUCAUAAUUUUAUGAUCAUUGUUUCAUAAGCAAGAUAUUUAAAAUGUCAUCUAAACUACCAAAAGCAGCCCUGAGUCUCAAGCAGUUUAUGCUGCGCCAAGAAGUUUUGAAGCUAUACAGGGAUAUAUUUAGAACACUGCGAUAUGUAUCUGAUGAAUCGACGCGCCUAGAGUUGAAGGAAUGGGCCAGGACUGAUUUCAGGAAUAACAAACAUCAUACAGAUGAAGCAACUAUAAAAUCUAUGUUGUUUUAUGGGAAAAAGGCGUUACAGGAUUUAGAAAAAUCUUUAGCUUUAAGUAGAUCAUGAAAAUAAACUAGAAUUCAAAUUCCACUUUAGUCUGUAUCAAAUGAAGUGAACCCAACUGCAUAAUUAUUUUACUUAGGGAAUCAGUUAUGAAAGUUGAAGAGCUAAUCGUUGUGAAAUAAAGAUAAUGUAUUUUAUUUA
Cydia fagiglandana is the source of this 508-nucleotide messenger RNA. RefSeq names its product LYR motif-containing protein 2. The coding region runs from base 107 to 370 and encodes 87 amino acids. NCBI's taxonomy places the organism in Eukaryota, Metazoa, Arthropoda, Insecta, Lepidoptera, Tortricidae. The record is from RefSeq and is a predicted model, not a curated record. The transcript is spliced from 2 exons. Gene Ontology annotation, cellular component: mitochondrion.